AUGCAUAUUUGGGAAUCUGGUCAACCGGCCGUUGAAGCUUUUACUCGAGGAGGUGCUCUUGGCCCAGUGAAUAUCGCUUAUUUUGGUGUUUAUCAGUGGUGGUAUACAAUCAGUUUACGUACUAAUGGGGAUCUUUAUACUGGAGCUCUUUUUCUAUUAUUUCUUUCUGCCAUAUCUUUAAUAGCGGGUUGGUUACACCUACAACCGAAAUGGAAACCGAGCGUUUCAUGGUUUAAAAAUGCCGAAUCUCGUCUCAUGUCAGGACUAUUCGGAGUAAGUUCCUUGGCUUGGACAGGACAUUUAGUCCAUGUCGCUAUUCCUGCAUCCAGGGGAGAAUAA
Benincasa hispida (wax gourd) is the source of this 339-nucleotide messenger RNA. Lineage: Eukaryota; Viridiplantae; Streptophyta; Magnoliopsida; Cucurbitales; Cucurbitaceae. The record is from RefSeq and is a predicted model, not a curated record.